Cryptomeria japonica (Japanese cedar) is the source of this 474-nucleotide messenger RNA. RefSeq lists its product as uncharacterized. The transcript is spliced from 2 exons. The record is from RefSeq and is a predicted model, not a curated record. Bases 1 to 474 code for a protein of 157 amino acids. Lineage: Eukaryota; Viridiplantae; Streptophyta; Pinopsida; Cupressales; Cupressaceae.
AUGUUAAUAGGAGAGACUGAAUCAAUCCAGAAUGAGACUAAGAUUGUGAUAAAAAAGGCUUUAGGUCUCAUCCCGGAUGAAGAAGAGGAAAAUGAUGAACAAGUUGAGAAAGAUAGUUCCGUAAGGUUAAAGGCAGAAGAGCUUCCUAAGGAUGUUGAUGUACAAGAUGUGGACAUAGAGAUGACUCAUCAACAACAAAAACAAGAACAGGUUGAAGAGAAAGUAGAAGAUAAGAGCUCUAAUGAGCAACCAGUGAGUACACAACCUAAAAAUACUCAAACACCACUGAUAAAUGUAAAUGUAAAUGUUGAUGACAAUCAAAAGGAGAAAAUAGAUGAAAAGAAGGAUGAAGAAGCACCAACACAUGAGAAAAUUAUUGAAAUUCAACUGCCACAGAUCAAGGACAACACAGAAGAAGAUAAGACAGAGAAAGAGAAAUCUGAGAAAAAGGAGGAAGAGAAGAAAACAGAGUAA